Entrophospora sp. SA101 is the source of this 192-nucleotide messenger RNA. NCBI's taxonomy places the organism in Eukaryota, Fungi, Glomeromycota, Glomeromycetes, Entrophosporales, Entrophosporaceae. The record is from the annotation of a GenBank genome assembly.
AUGUCUGCACCUGCUUUUAUAGCCUUUUAUUAUGUCACCGCGAUUGAAAAAUAUUACCGUGCAAAAAUUGAACAAAAGGAUUUAAAACAAAUACUAGAUCGUGUAAAAAAGGAUCUUCAAGUGGUGGCAAAUCCUAAUUCUGAUUUUGACGUGGCGAGCAAAGAAAAAGCUCAAGAAAUCCUUGAUGACUGA